GUUUGAUCAGCGCUGGGCUUACCGGUUUGAAGAACGAUGGAAUGUAGUGACACUUGGAUCAGGUCUUUGCAGGUUCAAGUAGUCAACCAGCAAGCGCCAUUCCUAUCUCCAUGUGGCACCUGUUCUGAAACUUGAUGUCCUCCAGUCCACAACAUCCCGCAUUUUAUCCCUCCCGUCGCCAACUAUGGACAAACACAACGGGAGUCCAACCGGGUUGGUGUUCUCGUUUCCUGCAUCGAAGUGGUUUGGGCAGCAAUUGCGGUAGCCUGCAUGCUGCGUGGGCCGCAUUUUUUACUGCUUUCUCUACUUUGUGGCUUGUAAUCAACGCUGUUUCUCGAUAUUGUGCAUUUAAAUCGCAGGCUUACGAUCCCCGCUUCGGUUCGCAGUGGGACGAGACUGUAACAUUGAAUACCCAACUGAUCGCUAUCAUUAUUGCUCUCGCGCUGUUACCGGUCAUGUUCUACUCCGCUAUUUCACGCACUGGUCACUUGGCCAACGAUUCUAUCCUCCUCGGACGCGAUAUUGUUCAUCUUCAGAAGCGGCUGUUUGCCUGUGCCUACUUCAGACAGUUAUGGAAGUCCGCAUUCAACAACUCAGCGGGGCUUGUAAACGUUUCACAUGAAGAAGGUAGCCCACAUGAAGAGGAAGCAUUGGAAACUUUGUUAGUGAAAAGAAAAGGCCACAAUUUUUACGCCAGUUUGAUCCACACAUUCCGACCAUACUCCGCUAUCAUCUACGUUUUAAUUGUAUACUGCCUACUCUUUCCGGUUAGUAUACUGGAGGCGGAACAAAUACGUAACGAGGCGAUUCAUCCCCGUAAGUAA
This is a messenger RNA of Dicrocoelium dendriticum, 824 nucleotides long. The record is from the annotation of a GenBank genome assembly. NCBI's taxonomy places the organism in Eukaryota, Metazoa, Platyhelminthes, Trematoda, Plagiorchiida, Dicrocoeliidae.